Molecule: messenger RNA, 3965 nt
Organism: Hippoglossus stenolepis (Pacific halibut)
Lineage: Eukaryota; Metazoa; Chordata; Actinopteri; Pleuronectiformes; Pleuronectidae
Product: bestrophin-3
Exons: 14
Coding region: 89-2062 (657 amino acids)
Molecular function (GO): chloride channel activity
Source: RefSeq, a predicted model, not a curated record
AGAGAAAGAGAGAGACAGUGAGCAGAGAAGCAGAGAAACCUGAUGAAAAGCAGCUCAGAGGAAAACCAAAGACGUGUGUCGUCUCAGGAUGACCGUCACUUACUCCAGUAAAGUCGCCAACGCCUCCUUCUUCAGUUUCCACCGGCUGCUGCUGCGCUGGAAGGGAAGCAUCUACAAGCUGCUGUACCGGGAAUUCACCGUGUUCGUCCUGCUCUACACCGUCCUGAGCGUCGUGUACAGACUCGUCCUCUUCGACGAUCAGAAGAGACUGUUUGAGAAACUUUCCAUGUACUGUGACAAAUACGCAGAGCAGAUCCCCGUCACCUUCGUCCUGGGUUUUUAUGUGACUCUGGUGGUGAAUCGAUGGUGGAACCAGUUUGUGAAUCUGCCGUGGCCCGACAGACUGAUGUUCCACAUCUCCAGCUGUGUUCAGGGUAAAGAUGAAUAUGGCCGCCUCCUGCGCAGGACGCUGGUUCGAUACGUCAACUUAACGUCGCUCCUCAUCUUCCGUUCCGUCAGCACCGCCGUCUGCAAACGAUUCCCGACCAUGGACCACGUGGUGGAGGCAGGAUUUAUGACUCCGGAGGAGAGAAAGGUUUUUGACAACAUCCGCUCACCUCACCUGAAGUACUGGAUUCCUGUGGUCUGGUUCUCCAACCUGGCGUCUAAAGCUCGACAAGAAGGACGGAUCCAGGACAGCAUCGACCUGCAGAAUAUUCUCAAUGAGAUGAACCUGUUCAGGACUUGGUGUGCGACUCUGUUCGGUUACGACUGGGUCGGCAUCCCACUGGUCUACACACAGGUCGUCACUCUUGCUGUCUACACCUUUUUCGUCGCUUGUCUAAUCGGUCGACAGUUUCUGGACCCCAAACAGUGUUACCAAGGUCAUGACCUCGACCUCUACGUCCCCGUCUUCACCCUGCUGCAGUUCUUCUUCUACUCCGGCUGGCUGAAGGUCGCGGAGCAGCUGAUCAACCCGUUUGGAGAGGAUGACGAUGACUUCGAAGCCAACUGGAUCAUCGACAGGAACCUUCAGGUGUCGCUGUUGGCUGUGGAUGAAAUGCACAUGAACUUGCCUCACAUGACCAAAGACAUGUACUGGAACGACUGCGACGCUCGACCACCGUACACGCUGGCUGCUGCCGACUACUGCAUCCCCUCGUUCCUCGGCUCCACCACCGACAUGGGACUCUCAGACAUUCUCCAGUUUGAUGAGGCCGACGUUAGCGACAGUUGUCCUCGGCAACCGGAGUCUGUACUGACCCGGCGCCAAGAGUCGGUUCUUGGGCGAGUCCGCCGGCUGCUGAGCGUUCAGGAGCCUCCUGAACUCCGACCUCCUCGACCCAUCUUCAAACGGCACAGCAGUGAUGCAACAGGAAGCUUCUUCCCAGACUUCCGGCUCAGUCCAGGUGCAGGUGGCCUGGCCCCACCCCCCUCCCUGGUCACGCCCCCUCCUCCCAUGGACACCUUGUCCACCUUGAGGGAGGUCAACAGUAGCCCCGCCUCCCCUGAGAGCUGCCCCUCUGCUGUGUUCCCCCAGCUUCUCAUCAGCCCGCCAGUGUUUGACGUCUGGAACAAGGCGGAUUCUUCUGCCAACGCCGAGGUGGUGAACAUCCACAACGGUUUGGAUCCUUCCUCCACAGAGGAGGCGCCAGGCCGGGACAAUCCAAGGGCCAGCUCCUUGGUUUGUUGCUCCCCUACUCAAUUAGGACCAAAGGAAUUCCAGUGGACAGCAACAAAUAUCCAAAAUCGGCAAUCAACCCGACCACGAAGGCGCCAGUUCUCCCUGCAGUUUUCCAGGCAGACGUCAAAGUCGUCGGUUCGCAGCCUGCCGAGCCCCAAGGGCCUGGGGAGGCGUAGGCGAUGUCUGGCUCGAUUCCAGUCCAGAAGAUCACCUGGUCCACCGACUGACACCCUGCAGCUCCCUGACCCCGAGCAGGACCCCAGCUUCCAGGGAAUGACUGAGGAUGAUGAGUCAGACAGAACCAACAACAGCAAGGACGUCGAAAACAACAACUCCCAGUCACACAGUUCAGGAGAGAGAAGAGAAUCACUCACUUAGUAACAUAACACUGGGCAAACAGAACCAAACAGAACCAAACAGAACCAGUCACUGAGCUGACGACUUCAAUACCUGAAUGAUUUGACGCCUUAACCUUGGUUUACUGAUUAGUCUUGUUUAGUUACUGGAGACAAAAAUAAAACAAAGUUGGCAUAAAAACGAGUCAAAAUACGCAAAAGAAUCCUGAUAAUGAUAUUUCGCACACAACGAAGAAAGAGCAAGAGCGUCUGUUUUUCAGAACUCUGGUGUUUUCCAUUCACUUCUACACAGAGUUUUUUGGAUGCCAUCUAGUGACUAAUAGAGGAACUGCAGGUAAUCCACACCUAUUCCUCUUUUACACCAAAAUUAGCAGCUAUGCGCAGGUUUUUAAAAUGUGGUUAAACUUUUAAAAGGUGUUUGAUUCCUUUCAUAUUGUCAGUAAAGGACUUUCUCUUUUUCCCCCUGUGCAUCAUGAACAUACUGAAAACCGAGGCGCUCUCUCACCUCGCCGUCUUGCCAACUUAGCGCUUUCACCCAGGUGUCUCUUUUCCAUCACUUCUGAUCGGAGCCGAUUUAAACCCGUGUACAAGCAGAGUCCUUCGACCCGGACGUGAAAGAUGUAUCCAGUCACAUCGCAGACAAAAGCCAGACAUUAGUGGGUUUUUAGAAAAGUGGAAAAAGUGUUUUGAGCUCCGACCCACAGACCAAACGGUGGUAAACGAUCCCAUCAAGUUCUGCUCCUCAGGAUUAUUGACUUUAAAGGUUUCUACAAAAUAAUAUUUUUUGGGGACAGAAUUGUUUAUUUGUAAUGACUGUGAUAUUCUCUGAUUUUGUAAAUGCACCUUGAAGUGAUGAAUUCACUUUAUCUGGUGCUGCUGCUGCUGAAUCACCACAAAACACAUUUUUAGAAUAAAACAACCAUCAAUGACAAAUGACUUUAUUUCUUAUCGAUAUAUUUAUUGCUCAUCCAGCUGUUAGAGACUGAUGGUUAUUAUUUGCUCCGGUGCUUCGCAGGUGCGAGGCCGACCCGGUCCUGUCCUCGGUCGAAGACGCUGUAGAACUCUGUCAGAAAUACAUCUCCCAGAAUCCACAGGGGGCCCUCAGGGGAAAGAAUGUCCACGCUCUGGAAUCCACUGAAACACAUCUCCCUGUCACCAAGCAUCUCCUGAAGAUCAGGGCAGAGAUAUUUCAUAUUACAGACCAGUAUGGGGAUUGUAUUGGUAACAGGACAGACCAGUAGUGCCAUUACCUUCCUGACAUAUUGUUCAGCAGUCAGUGUGUACUCUUUCCCCCCCAGGACGAACGUCACAUGAGGCAAACUGGACAACCUGGCGCAGUCGAUAAGAAACUAAACACACACAAAGGUCAAGUUUCAAAUAAUUUCUUUCUUUCUUUUUUAUAUUCUACUUUCUGUCAAGUUUUAAGAAUUCACUUUCAGAUACGAGAUUAAUAUUGAUUCGGUUUUGUUUACUUCUCCAAUGUUUGUGGGCGUGGCUCCGAUCAGUUGCUGGAGGUUAAAGAUGUCAUGGCUCGGUCCAGUAAUCAGGGAAGUUCCUGUAUCGACAAUCGCUUGGCAACCACGAGGACAAAACGAACUCACACCCUGCACCGCCACACUGAAACACACAUUAUUCACCACGGUGUGUAAACUCUGGUUUUGUUGACUAUGAUGAGGACAACAUGGCGUCACAGGGGCAGUUAAACAUCUGCUUUUAAUGCUGUAAAUGAAGAAUAACGGCACCUUGUCUAAUAAAUCUCUUUGUACUGCCUUCUGGUGGUUGAUACGUGUACUGCAUAGCACCCCAACAUGAUGUACACACACUACACACACCUGUGUGUUUAUUGGAUAUGGUCAUGAGCUGUAACUGAUAUUCACUAAACGUGCCACAAAAAUAAUGAAAUAAAAUAAUAUUUCUGAUUGUCA